UACGCUCCAGGUGAAGCCUCAUCCUGCUCCAUCACGUUAAGCCAUCUCAACCCGUGGUGGAGGCUGGACCUGCUGGAUUAUUACUACAUUUACAAAGUGACCAUCACCAACAGAGCCGACUGCUGUCCAGAGCGCAUGACUGGAGUAGAGAUCCGCAUCGGAAACUCUCUGGAAAACAACGGCAACAACAAUCCCAGAUGUGCUGUCGUCACUUCACCAGUUCCAGCAGGUGGUACUGUCAGUUUCUCUUGCGGCAGAAUGGCUGGUCGUUAUGUGAACAUGUACCUUCCUAACAUCCAGAUGUAUCUCACGCUGUGUGAGGUGGAGGUUUAUGGAGCAGAUAAUUUCUGA
Messenger RNA from Sinocyclocheilus rhinocerous, 351 nucleotides. Its product is annotated as fucolectin-5-like. The annotation marks the transcript as partial. Lineage: Eukaryota; Metazoa; Chordata; Actinopteri; Cypriniformes; Cyprinidae. The transcript is spliced from 2 exons. The record is from RefSeq and is a predicted model, not a curated record.